Molecule: messenger RNA, 570 nt
Organism: Closterium sp. Naga37s-1
Lineage: Eukaryota; Viridiplantae; Streptophyta; Zygnematophyceae; Desmidiales; Closteriaceae
Source: the annotation of a GenBank genome assembly
AUCCGAGAAGGCGAGAUAGAGGCGUUGCUGCAGCAGCUGGCAUCGCUGAACGACGCCAUGGGGGCAUGCGCUGCUGCGGGAGGGGCAGGAGGAGGCAGCUCGGAGCUGCAGGCGCACACACUCACCCGCCACAACAACAUCCUGCUGGAGUUCUCAAGGGAGUUUGCCCGCACGCGAGCAGCAGUGACCACCAACCUGGAGCGAGCGCAGCUGCUGGGUGUGUUUGGCAAGGCGGGCGGCAGGGAGGGGGGCGGCACGGGCAGCAGUGCGGGCGCUGAGGUGCUGUCUGAAACCGCUAGACUGCUCAAUGAACGCACCUCCAUCCACUCCGCCCUGUCCCAGGCUGAUGACGUCAUCAAGCAAGCAUACGCCACGUCAUCAUCUCUGGCACAGCAGCGAUCGCUCCUUGGAGGCACAUUCUCUAAAGUCACACUCCUGGGCAACCGAAUUCCAGGGCUGAACACACUGCUGUCAGCCAUUAGAAGGAAGAAGUCACGGGACUCACUCAUUCUCGCUGCCGUCGUGGCUGCCUGCACGCUGUUCCUCCUCGUCUACUGGCUCAACAAGUAG